Molecule: messenger RNA, 3019 nt
Organism: Candoia aspera
Lineage: Eukaryota; Metazoa; Chordata; Lepidosauria; Squamata; Candoiidae
Gene: SMARCD1
Product: SWI/SNF related, matrix associated, actin dependent regulator of chromatin, subfamily d, member 1
Exons: 13
Coding region: 17-1555 (512 amino acids)
Biological process (GO): regulation of transcription by RNA polymerase II
Cellular component (GO): SWI/SNF complex; nucleus
Molecular function (GO): transcription coregulator activity
Source: RefSeq, a predicted model, not a curated record
GGCUGAGGGAGGGAAGAUGGCGGCGCGGGCGGGUUUCCAGGCUGUAGCUCCGAGCGGUGGCGGCGGUGGAGCCGGCCCUGGGGCGGGACCGCUGGCACCAGGGACGCCCGGGCCUCCCGUGCGGAUGGGCCCAGCUCCCGGACAAGGAAUGUACCGCUCCCCUCUGCCUGGCGCUGCAUACCCGCGCCCUGGAAUGUUGCCUGGCAGCCGCAUGACUCCUCAAGGACCUGCAAUGGGACCUCCAGGCUAUGGUGGGAGCCCUUCUGUCCGACCUGGAAUGGCUCAGUCAGGAAUGGACCAGUCUCGCAAAAGGCCAGCUCCUCAGCAGAUCCAGCAGGUUCAACAACAGUCAGUACAAAACCGAAAUCACAAUGCCAAGAAAAAAAAGAUGGCAGACAAAAUUCUACCUCAGCGGAUCCGGGAAUUAGUACCAGAGUCUCAGGCAUACAUGGAUUUGUUGGCAUUUGAGAGGAAGCUGGACCAAACUAUUAUGCGGAAACGGUUGGAUAUUCAGGAGGCUUUGAAAAGGCCAAUUAAGCAAAAAAGAAAACUGCGCAUUUUUAUCUCCAACACCUUCAAUCCAGCCAAGUCAGAUGCAGAAGAUGGAGAAGGCACUGUAGCUUCAUGGGAACUUCGAGUGGAAGGACGACUGUUGGAAGAUUCUGCUCUCUCCAAGUAUGAUGCUACCAAGCAGAAGAGAAAGUUCUCGUCCUUCUUUAAAUCUCUGGUGAUUGAGCUGGACAAAGACCUCUAUGGCCCAGAUAAUCACUUGGUGGAGUGGCAUAGGACUGCUACAACUCAAGAGACUGAUGGUUUCCAGGUGAAAAGACCCGGCGACGUAAACGUGCGCUGCACUGUCCUCCUGAUGUUGGACUACCAGCCUCCACAGUUCAAACUAGACCCACGUUUGGCUCGCCUUUUGGGAAUCCAUACCCAGACACGCCCAGUGAUCAUCCAGGCUCUGUGGCAAUACAUCAAGACUCACAAGUUGCAGGACCCCCAUGAACGGGAGUAUGUUGUCUGUGACAAGUAUCUCCAGCAGAUAUUUGAGUCUCAGCGAAUGAAGUUCUCAGAGAUCCCACAGCGGCUCCACGCAUUGCUUAUGCCUCCAGAACCAAUUAUUAUUAACCAUGUCAUCAGUGUUGAUCCAAAUGAUCAGAAGAAAACCGCUUGCUAUGACAUUGAUGUAGAAGUAGAUGACACUUUGAAAACCCAAAUGAAUUCUUUCCUGCUUUCCACAGCCAGCCAGCAGGAGAUAGCUGCACUGGAUAACAAGAUCCAUGAGACCAUAGAAACCAUUAACCAGUUAAAGACCCAGCGUGAAUUUAUGCUGAGCUUUGCCAGAGAUCCCCAGGGUUUCAUCAAUGACUGGCUGCAGUCCCAGUGUCGAGACCUGAAGGCUAUGACCGAUGUUGUUGGGAACCCAGAAGAAGAGCGUCGAGCUGAAUUUUACUUCCAGCCAUGGGCACAAGAAGCUGUAUGCAGAUAUUUCUACUCUAAGGUUCAGCAGAGACGGCAAGAACUCGAACAAGCUCUGGGAAUCCGCAAUACAUAAACGGGCAGGCCUCCCAGCAGGCAGCAUCUCUAAUGGCUAGAAACACUGCAGGGAUUCACUGCUCAGGCCUGUACAAUUCCUACUCCGGCACAGAACCUUCCACUAAUCUCCAGCCAACAUCUUUUCUUUCUGCUGAUCCAGUCCUCUCAUCGUUGGGGAUGAUGAGGGUACCCAGGCCAAGGUCUUGCAUUUCAUCCUGGCUCUCCUUUCUUUUGAGCCCCACACUCCCCAGGUCUGCCUCUGCCUGAAGUUCUUCCACCCUCGAGACAGCUUCCAUUCAGAGCAUAGCAUGGCGGCCCAGCCACCCUCCCUCUCCCCCCCAGAACAGUGGGCUGGGCAGUUUCUGUGCAUGGCAGGGCCCAAGUUGCAGGCUCUGAAAAGAGGGCAGGCUUCUUAUGCUUUCUGGCCUUCCCUGGGGGCAGGUGGGAGGUCCAGUACAGAUUCAUCUGUUGGGAAGGAAUGGACUCUCCCUGUGUGUGGCCUUCAGGGAGCUGCAAUCCAGGGUCACAAUCUUAGUUUCAGUGUGGGUGUCUGUUUUUGUUUUUUAACAGGGAAGGAAUAACUGGCAGAGGUGCCAGGUAAAGUCACAGGCCACCUUCUUAGUCACAGUGAAAAUCCCAAGUCACUGCUUCUUGGGAAGAAAGCCUUUCUAAUUCAACUCCGUAUCUCUUCUUCUACCCUCCCCCCUUUCCCCCAAUCCCCAGCACUAAUUCUUUAUAUCUACAGUGCUUGGUAGAAGAUUGUUUCCUUCAGACUAGAGUUACUCUCCUUUUGACUUCCUCACCUGACUGCACAGAGCAGGUUUCUGGGGCAAAUUAAAAGGUGGGGAAUGGAGUUGUGCAAGCAGGUGUAACUGAGGCACAGCAGGGUAGAUGUCACCGUGCAAAAUUGGCAUUUCACUUCUUGCCUGUGUUUUCUUAGUCUUGGGCACCUAUUGGUAGGAUUGUGUGGGGAUGCUGUUGCAUCUUUCUGCUGGCUGACUUCGGGAACUGUAAUGCAGCUGGACAGGUCCCAGCUGCUUCUAUUCUGACACUAGCUGCAAGAAUCAAGUCACUGACAAGCCCCCAUCUUCUCCCAUGUCCAAAAUGAGGCUAGGGACUGCUCUGAAUUCAGGAACCCUAAUCCGUGUUUGUGCGCCCGUAAGUCCACCUUCAGAGUGAGAGACUGAUCUUUCAAUCUUGUGUUUGCCAUAUGAAAGGCCACCUUGCCCUUUGCCCCUCCUUGCUUUGUGGUCCUGGGGAAUAGAACCCUGGUUCCUUAGGUGGCUAUCACUGGCUCUCGGGACAAGUAUCGGUGAACAAAACUCUGAGACCGGCUGUCUUUGCAGACAGUUUUUAAAUUGCUCCCUCUUACGCUUUGCAUUUUGUGGUUUUCUCUUCUUCCCCACCCUUUCCCCUUGGACCAAUUUUUUUUGUACUGUAUCCUUUUAGAUGUCACCCCAUUUUAAUAAAAGCUGCCUCUGAA